CAGGACUCCCGGCCACCCCUCCCAGUCCUACAGGCCACCUCGCUCAGUCCCACAACAGUCGAACACUGGCCCUCGCUGCCCCUGUUCCCGGUUGGAAGUAUACCUGAAGGAACAGGUGAUGGUAGACAUUCGGCUGGAAAGUCGCUUAUAAACGUGACUUUAUCACGGCUAAGUCAGUUUCUGUUCAGGAAGCAGUCCAAGCAAGAUGAUUUCUCUACCCAUGGUUUAUGGCUUUGUCAUUCCUCUUGCUGCAGCAUUCGUCGUCCUGUUCAUCGUUUCUGCGUACAGAUUCUAUAGGAAAAAGGAAACGACCGAUGAUUCUCGUCCCAUAGAAGUGAACUCAAAAACUCCUUACUUCAUGGCCUCGCCGUUCUCGUCUCCGGCCUUCACGCCCUUUGGAUCAACUCUGAAGGAGAAUGGCGAUAGUAACACGUCUAAUAUCUCAAGGAAGAAUAUACGGGUUAUGUACAGUCCCAAUUCCGCAACGGCCAAGGAUAGAUUGAACGAAGCCCAGCUGACAGCGACGAGCCCGGUUCUGGCAGCGGCCCUGGAGGACGUCCUUCGUCUGAGUCGAGAGGUCUUCGAGCUGAAGAACGCCCGUGCUUCACUGAGACAGUUGCAAACACCGUCUCGCAAAGGAUGCAGCUCCUUCACUGAUGAAGAGUCUCCUCUGGACUCGGUUUUGGCACUUGCUUCGCCGUCGCCUGACUAUCGCCAAGGCGCUGAAGAUCCUACGAAGGAGCAGUGGACAGAGAUCGAUCUAGGGGACACUUCUAGUACGGCCGUUUGGGUUCGAACGGAUUCUAUAACUUUUGUAUAAUAUAUAUAGAAUAAAGGUCUGAAUUUCAGAUUUC
Messenger RNA from Penaeus chinensis, 854 nucleotides. RefSeq lists its product as uncharacterized. NCBI's taxonomy places the organism in Eukaryota, Metazoa, Arthropoda, Malacostraca, Decapoda, Penaeidae. The transcript is spliced from 2 exons. The coding region runs from base 206 to 820 and encodes 204 amino acids. The record is from RefSeq and is a predicted model, not a curated record.